CAGAUAUACAACAAAUCAACCCAAACACGGCCUUACACGCGGUAGCCCGGCAAGCUCACAGCGACUAGGGAGACGCUGCAGUAACUGAAGAAACUCAGAGAUAAAGAUGAUGAUGAUGAUCGCUCAAGCGUCGAUUUGUAAAACGAGGCUUCCUUCUCUACUUAGCACCACUUGUAUGCUUCAGCCUCGUCUUUCUCGUCAGCUAAGCACGGGGGCGAAUGAUGUUGCUGCUAGGUUGAACAGCUCCGGUUUCUUCCGCACUCAAGGAUUGAUUGGGGGGAAAUGGGUCGAUGCAUAUGCAGGGAAAACUAUAGAGGUGAACAACCCGGCCACCGGAGAAGUUAUAGCCAAUGUUGCAUGCAUGGGUACUAGAGAAACGAAUGAUGCAAUAUCUUCAGCAUAUGAUGCAUUUAAAUCUUGGAGCAAGUUCACCGCUGCUGAAAGGAGUAAAUGCUUGAGGAAGUGGUAUGAUUUAAUAAUGGCCAAUAAGGAACAGCUUGGUGAGCUAAUAACAUUAGAGCAAGGAAAGCCUCUAAAAGAAGCCAUAGGCGAGGUAUCUUAUGGGGCUAGUUUCCUUGAGUUCUCUGCCGAAGAAGCUAAACGUGUAUAUGGCGAUAUAAUUCCAUCGCCUUUAGCAGAUCGCCGCCUUUUUGUUUUGAAGCAGCCUGUGGGUGUUGUUGGUGCUAUUACUCCUUGGAACUUCCCUUUGGCUAUGAUCACUCGGAAGGUUGGUCCUGCCCUUGCUGCUGGCUGUACAGUGGUCAUAAAGCCCUCCGAAUUCACUCCUUUAACGGCUUUGGCAGCAGCGGAGCUUGCACAUCAAGCUGGAGUUCCACCGGGUGUUGUAAAUGUAGUUAUGGGGAAUGCUCCUGAAAUCGGGGAUGCAUUACUUGCAAGUACUCAGGUAAGAAAAAUCACAUUCACAGGCUCAACGGCUGUUGGCAAAAAACUGAUGGCAGGUGCUGCUGGGACUGUUAAGAAGGUGUCUCUUGAACUUGGUGGGAAUGCACCUUGCAUAAUUUUCGAUGAUGCAGACAUUGAAGUGGCAAUUAAAGGGACUCUGGGGAGUAAGUUCAGGAAUAGUGGGCAAACAUGUGUCUGCGCAAAUAGAAUACUGGUGCAAGAUGGUAUUUAUGAUAAAUUUGCAAGUGCUUUGGCUGAUGCUGUCAAAAAUUUGAAAGUUGGGGAUGGUUUCAGUGAAGGAGUGGUUCAGGGCCCUCUUAUAAAUGAAGCUGCAGUGCAGAAGGUAGAAACAUUGCUGCAAGAUGCUGUCUCAAAGGGAGCGAAAGUACUUCUUGGCGGAAAAAGACAUGACCUUGGAUUUACAUUUUAUGAGCCGACAAUAAUAAGUGAUAUCAACAAUGAGAUGCGCAUCUCAAGGGAGGAAGUGUUCGGUCCCGUCGCCACACUUUUGCGGUUUAAGACAGAAGAUGAAGCUAUCUCCAUUGCUAACGACACCAAUGCAGGCCUAGCUGCUUACUUUUUCAGUAGCAAUGUUCAAAGGACUUGGCGAGUAGCAGAAGCUUUGGAAUAUGGAAUUGUUGGAGUCAAUGAAGGACUAGUUUCGACAGAGGUGGCUCCAUUUGGUGGGGUAAAGCAGUCUGGGCUAGGCAGGGAAGGUUCCAAAUAUGGAAUGGAUGAAUUUUUGGAAAUGAAGUACGUUUGCAUGGGCAAUAUGAGCUAAGGUGGAAGCUAGAGGUACUCGUAUACAAAGUUGAGUAGAAUUGAAAAUAAGUGCUUUUUGCACAUUGUUUGCGAGUAAUGUUGUAAUUUAAACACUCAUUUCUUUGCCAUGCUUUGUUCUUUAUCUUUCUUGUUAUCCAUGUACUUUCCGGUUUAUGUUUCA
Molecule: messenger RNA, 1846 nt
Organism: Daucus carota subsp. sativus
Lineage: Eukaryota; Viridiplantae; Streptophyta; Magnoliopsida; Apiales; Apiaceae
Product: succinate-semialdehyde dehydrogenase, mitochondrial
Exons: 20
Coding region: 107-1684 (525 amino acids)
Biological process (GO): GABA catabolic process; aldehyde metabolic process
Molecular function (GO): succinate-semialdehyde dehydrogenase (NAD+) activity
Source: RefSeq, a predicted model, not a curated record